AUGAAUAUUCAUCGGUGUCGUUUUGUCGACUACACUCCUCAUACCAUUACGGCGUUAUCGUUUAACCUGCCCAGUGUAGCAUCUAACAUACAACCUCCAUCUACACUUCGUUUGGCAGUUGGUAGAUCAAAUGGUGAUAUCGAGAUUUGGAAUCCUAGAUGGUCUUGGGUCCAUGAAAUCACUUUAAAAGGUGGCCAAGGACGGUCUAUUGAAGGUCUAGUCUGGUCAAAGGGUGGCAACCGUUUGUUCUCCAUUGGUGGAUCCACAAGUAUUACUGAAUGGGACCUUAAUACAGGUUUACCAGUCUUGAGCCACGAUUGUAAUGCCGGCGUUGUGUGGUCAUUAGCAAUCUCCCCGGAUGGUGAACAAUUAGCUGCUGGUUGCGACAAUGGUACAGUUGUAUUGUUAGAUUUGUCAAGUGGCAUUAAGGGACAGAUCGACCAUUUAAAAAUUCUCCAGAGAAGCAAUAAUAGAAUUAUGAGUUUGGCUUGGAAAGGUGCGAACCAGGUUGUUGGAGGUUGUUCUGACGGUAGAAUCAGAGUAUGGAGUACCGAAUCUAGCAAUAACGGUAGAAUACUGGCCACAAUGAAAGUAGAUAAGUCGAGACUUGACGAAUCCACUUUAGUAUGGUCUGUACUUGUGUUACCUAACAAGCAGAUUGUUAGUGGUGACUCGACUGGUAGCAUCAAGUUCUGGGACGCACAAAACUUCUCUUUAUUACAAAGUUUUAAAUCACACGAAGCGGAUAUCUUGUGUCUCGCAAGUAAUUAUAAGGGCAAUACGAUAUUUUCGGCCGGCGUUGAUAGAAAGAUUGUCAGCUACAAAAUUGUCAAUUCUAAACUGAAGAGAUGGGCUUCUGUCAGCAACCGUUUAUUGCAUGCACAUGAUAUUAGAGCCAUGACUACAUUUGAAGCGAAAGGCACCAGUUUUCUUAUUUCUGGUGGUGUUGAAAGGACUCUGGUGAUAAAUUCUGUCACCAACUUCAUGGAUGGAAUGUUCAGAAAAAUCCCAAUUACUCGCCACAGACCUUGUGUGCAGGCGAUCUCAGAACCAAGAUUAUUGAUGUUAUGGAACGAUCAAUCUGUAAAGAUCUGGAAGGUUGAUGAGUAUAUUGAGCCCGAUGCAGAAAGCCUGCAGAGCGAAGAGAAAGGAAAGCGACUAGUGGCCAAGAUCACUCUCAACUGUGAAGAAAAUGUCACGUCGGCAGCUUUGUCUGAAAACGGAUCUCUUUUGGCGGUGUCGACUUUGGCAGAAACUAAAUUAUUCGAGCUGACUCCAUCUGAGAAUGGUAGUCGCUUAUUGGUACAAAAGUCAAAUGAAGCAAAUGCUCUUAGUUCACUGGGUGCUAGCAUUAUACGAUUCAGCCAAGAUUCAUCCAAAUUAAUUGCUGUGACCCCCGAAUCGGAUAUUGUCGUUUAUAAUGUUGCAAAUGAUGAGUUGAUUGAAGAAUCAAGCGUAAACGACUCAGAUGACGAGGAUGAUGAACAAAACUUCCAUGCCGCUUCCAGUAGAAACAUCUUCCGCUUAAGCGUAUCGAACUGUGGCAAAUAUGUUGCCACUGCCAGACCCAACGGACAAAUCAAUCUGUUUGAAAUUACGAAAACUCAAGUCCGACCCCUUGGACUACUUACAAAGCUUAACAGUGCACCCACUGCGCUGAAAUUCACACUUAAAAAUACUUUGAUUAUCGCUACAGCUGAAAUCAAGGUUCUCGAAUUUGACAUUAACACAAAAUCUUUAACCCCUUGGUCAAGAAGAAAUUCCGAUUUACUACCUAGAGAUCUUAUUAACCUAGUAGAUAAAUGUUGUGGCAUCUUUUUUGAACCAUGUUCACCCAAUCGUGUAUGGUUGUGGGGUGCCAACUGGCUUGCAUUCCUUGAUCUCGCUCAGAAUAUGCCAUUUCAACGAGUGGCAAAACGUAAAAUUGAUAGAUUAGGAGUUGAUGAAGAAGAAGAUAGAGCCACGACUCAAGAAAUCCGCAAAUCUCUCCCUUUAAACGGUCACGAUGUCAAUGGUACUGCCGACAAUGCCUCGACUUCUGUACCCUUUUGGAUGACUCUAAAAUAUAGACCCAUGCUUUUGGCAGACACACUCGGUGCUGGCGAACUAGUUGUUAUUGAGAGACCCCCAUUCGACGUUCCUCUUCCUCCUGCUUUCUGGUCAAACCACAAGAUCAAAGUGUAA
Messenger RNA from Sugiyamaella lignohabitans, 2184 nucleotides. RefSeq names its product Utp4p (gene UTP4). The transcript has a single exon. Gene Ontology annotation, biological process: maturation of SSU-rRNA from tricistronic rRNA transcript (SSU-rRNA, 5.8S rRNA, LSU-rRNA). Gene Ontology annotation, molecular function: RNA binding; protein binding. Bases 1 to 2184 code for a protein of 727 amino acids. Gene Ontology annotation, cellular component: small-subunit processome; t-UTP complex; 90S preribosome. The record is from RefSeq and is a predicted model, not a curated record. NCBI's taxonomy places the organism in Eukaryota, Fungi, Ascomycota, Dipodascomycetes, Dipodascales, Trichomonascaceae.